CCGUCGUAUCCCAUUGAUGUAAUCCGCGUCAUCGACCGAGUCACUCACUCUCCCAAAGAGUUGUCCAUUUCUCUUCAUCUCCUCCGCCAAGCAGCGAAAAGUUUCUUCUUAGCCAUUAAAAUUUACGAGAAUGGAUGGGAAUGGUUCUGAAGAUAAGAAACAGGACAAUGCUGAUAUGGCAGCUUUUGUCCAGAGUCUACUUGAACAGAUGCAAUCGAGGUUUCAAACAAUGUCCGACUCCAUCAUUACGAAGAUUGAUGAGAUGGGCAGCAGGAUAGAUGAGCUAGAGCAAAGCAUCAAUGAUCUCCGAACAGAGAUGGAUGGAGAGACAUCCCCUUCUCCUUCAGUUCCUACUGGGCCAAAGGACGAUUCCAAGUCAACCAAAGAUCCCUAAUACAGUAAAUCCGGCGUUGACAUCAUGGUAUUUCUAGACCCUGUAUUUCUUUUGAUGCCUGUCUUUUCUCAUAUGUAAAAUCUGUAACAAACAGGCACAUAUACCUUAUAUUUGUACCUAAUGCCUCGUCUAAUUUGUA
Hibiscus syriacus is the source of this 533-nucleotide messenger RNA. Its product is annotated as heat shock factor-binding protein-like. Gene Ontology annotation, cellular component: nucleus; cytosol. The record is from RefSeq and is a predicted model, not a curated record. The transcript is spliced from 5 exons. Gene Ontology annotation, molecular function: transcription corepressor activity. Gene Ontology annotation, biological process: cellular heat acclimation. Lineage: Eukaryota; Viridiplantae; Streptophyta; Magnoliopsida; Malvales; Malvaceae. The coding region runs from base 131 to 394 and encodes 87 amino acids.